AUGCGUCCAGAAGUCGAACAAGAACUCGCUCACACCCUUUUGAUUGAGCUUUUAGCUUAUCAAUUUGCAUCUCCUGUCAGAUGGAUCGAGACUCAGAAGGUCAUCUUUGAAGAGAAAAAGAUCUCCAAGUUUAUCGAAAUCGGUCCAUCUCCAACUUUGGUUGGGAUGGCAAAGAGAACUCUCAAAAAUUAUGAACCUUUUGAUCAAGCCUUGAACAUCAAUAGAGAAUUGUUAAGUUACGCAAAUGACCAAGCUGCCAUCUAUUACACUGAAGCCCCAAGUGCUCCAAAGGCUGCCGUCGCUGCUGCCUCAAAGAAAAAAGCAAUUAAAUCUGAUUCUGCUCCCAAGCCUAAGCCUGCUGCUUCAAGGGCUCCUGCUCCUAUUGCUGCUGCUCCCGCCCCUGUUGCUGCCGCUGCUCCUGUAGCUGAUCAACCAUUGAAAGCCACCUUUAUUUUACAAGUUAUUGUUGCUCAUAAAUUGAAGAAAUCUCUAGCUGACAUUCCAAUGUCAAAGACUAUAAAGGAUUUAGUCAACGGUAAAUCAACCAUUCAAAAUGAAAUUCUUGGUGAUUUGGAAUUUGGCUCAACUCCCGAGAAACCUGAAGAUACUCCUCUACAAGAAUUGGCUGAUUCAUUCCAAGAAUCUUAUAACGGAGAAUUGGGUAAAACUUCCACCGCUUUAAUCUCAAAAUUCAUUUCAUCAAAGAUGCCCGGUGGCUUUACAACCACCUCUGCUAAAUCUUACUUACAAAAAAAAUGGGGUCUCGGGGAAGGUCGUCAAAACGCCUCUUUAUUAGUUGCUUUGACUAUGCAACCUGAAAAACGUUUGGCCUCUGAAGAUGAAGCAAAUUCCUUCCUAGACUCUGUCGCUCAAAAAUACGCCUCCGUAGCUGGUGUUAACUUAUCUCAAGGCGGUGCUGCUGGUGGUGCCGCUGGUGGUAUGCCAAUGUUCGACCCAUCUGCUCUUGAUGAAAUCACCAAAGAUCAAAAGACAAUGGCAAGACAACACUUGGAAAUCCUUGCCAGAUAUCUCAAAAUUGACCUUAGAGAAGGUGACAAAAAAGUCAUUGAGGAACAAAAUCUUAAUAAAUCCCUACAAUCAGAAAUCGAUCUAUUUAACACAGAAUUAGGUGAUGCCUUUGUUUCUGGUAUUAAACCAAUCUUUAGCUCAAAGAAAUGCAGAGUUUACGACUCCUUUUGGAAUUGGGCAAGACAAGAUGUCCUACAAAUGUACUACGAUAUCAUCUUUGGCAGAUUGUCAAACGUUGACAGAGAAAUCGUAUCAAAAUGUAUUGCUGUUAUGAAUAAAGCUUCGGAAGAAUUAAUAACAUUCAUGCAAUACCACAUCAGAAAAGCCGGUGUCCUUUCAAAGGAUGAAGAUAAUGAUGAAUUCAAAUAUUCUUUGGCCUAUAAAUUAGGUACUCAAUUAAUUGAGAACUGUAAACAAGUCCUUGAAAAGGAUCCUGCUUUCAAAGACGUUGAUUAUCCAACUGGUCCUAAAACAACAAUCACUGAAAAGGGUGAUAUCAAGUACGCUGAAGUUCCAAGAGAUAACAUUAGAUCUUUAUCUCAAUAUGUUACUACCAUUGCUCAAGGUGGUGAAUUAACAAAGAUUAAAGAACCCACUCUUAAAGAAGAUUUGGUUAAAGUUUACAAAGCUCUAAUCAAACAAGCCUCAUUAACUAAAGAAACAAAACUAGAAGUUAAUGACUUAUACUCUCAAUUACUCACUUUCAUUGACGAUCAUUCGGAAGAAAUUGAAACUAAACGCUCAGCUGCCUCUAUUUUAGCUUCAGCUCAUAGUGAUGAUGAUGCCUCAGAUGAUGAAACUUCGGAAAUUGCCUCAUUGCCUGACAAAACUGAAAUUAAUCAACCGGUUUCUAGUUUAAUUCCACCAGAAACUAUUCCGUUCUUACAUAUUCAAAAGAAGACUCCUACUGGUGAAUGGCUCUACGACCGUUCAUUAACUGCAACUUAUUUAGACACCUUAGAAGACGCUGCCAUGAAUGGUAUUACCUUCAAAGAAAAAUUCGUUCUUGUUACAGGUGCUGGUCGUGGUUCAAUUGGUGCUGAUAUCGUUAAGGGUCUUAUCACAGGUGGUGCUAAAGUUAUUGUCACCACAUCUAGAUUCAACAGUGCUAGUACUAACUUUUAUAAAAAUCUUUAUAUCAAAUACGGUUCAAAAGGUUCUAAACUUAUUGUUGUUCCAUUUAACCAAGGUUCAGUUCAAGAUGUUGAUUCUUUAAUUAACUUUAUUUACUCAGAAUUAGGCUGGGAUCUUGAUGCUAUUAUUCCAUUUGCUGCCAUCCCAGAAAAUGGUAUUCAAGCAACUGAAGUCAACUCCAAAUCUGAAUUGGCUCACAGAAUUAUGCUUACUAAUGUUUACAGAAUUAUGGGUCAAGUUAAGAUUCAAAAAGAGAAAAGAGGUUUUAGAACAAGACCUGCCGAAGUUAUUUUACCAUUAUCUCCAAAUCAUGGUUUAUUUGGUUCUGAUGGUCUUUAUUCUGAAUCUAAGAUUUCUUUGGAAACAUUAUUUGCCAAAUGGGCCAGUGAGGACUGGGGUUCAUACUUGACUAUUGUUGGUGCUGUCAUUGGAUGGACUCGUGGAACUGGUCUUAUGUCUGGUAAUAACAUGGUUGCUGAAGGUAUUGAGAAAUAUGGAGUUCGUACUUUCUCUCAACAGGAAAUGGCUUUCAAUUUAUUAGGUUUGUUGUCUGAACAAGUCACUCAAUUGGCUCAAGAUGGACCAGUUAAAGCUGAUCUUAAUGGUGGUUUCCAAUUCUUAACCAAUUUGAGAGAAUUGACUGCUAACUUACGUGCUGAAUACCAAAGAACUAGUGAAAUCCGUAAGGCGGUUAGUGUUGAAUCAUCAAUUGAACAUAAAGUUGUAUUUGGCGAAAACGAUGACCACUCAAACUACAAUAAAGUUGAAUUACAACCUCGUUCUAAUAUGCAACAUCACUUCCCAACCCUUAAACCUUAUAAAGAUAUUAAAAAACUUGCUCCUGAUCUUGAAAACCUUAUUGAUUUGGAAAGUGUUAUUGUCGUCACAGGUUUUGCUGAAGUCAGUCCUUUCGGUUCAUCUGCCACUCGUUGGGAUAUGGAAGCCAAUGGUGGUUUUUGUAUUGAAUCCACUAUUUAUUUGGCCUACAUUAUGGGUUUAAUUAGAUAUGAAAAUACUCAAAAACAUGCUGGUUGGGUUGAUGCCAAAUCUGGAGCUCCAAUUGAAGAUCAAGACAUUCACACUAAAUAUGGUAAAUACAUUAUUGAACAUACUGGUAUUCGUUUGAUUGAACCUGAUUUAUUCAAUGGUUAUGAUCCAAGCCACAAACAAUUACUUCAAGAAGUUGUUGUUGAACAUGACAUGGAACCAUUUGUUACUUCUGAAGAAACUGCUUUAGCAUACAAAAAGGAGCACAAAGAUAAGUGUGAAAUCUUUAAAAACAAUUCUGGUGAAUAUAGUGUUGCCAUUAAAAAGGGCGCUAUAUUAUUUAUUCCAAAAGCUAUUCGUUUCAACCGUUUAGUUGCUGGUCAAAUACCAACUGGUUGGGACGCUAAACGUUAUGGUGUUCCAGACGAUAUCAUUGACCAAGUUGACCAAGUUACUUUAUUCAAUUUAGUUGCUACUAUCGAAGCUUUGGUUUCUUCAGGUGUUUGUGAUCCAUAUGAAUUUUACAAAUAUAUUCACGUUAGUGAAUUUGGUAUUUGUUCUGGUUCUGGUAUGGGUGGUAUCAAUGCUCUUAGAGGAAUGUUCAAAGAUAGAUAUAAAGACAUGUCUGUUCAAAAUGACAUUCUUCAAGAGUCAUUUAUUAAUACCAUGUCCGCUUGGGUUAAUAUGUUGUUAGUUUCAUCAUCUGGUCCAAUUCUUACACCAGUCGGUGCCUGUGCUACUGCUAUUGAAUCAGUUGAAGUUGGUUGUGAAGUUAUUUUAAACAAAAAAGCUAAAGUUUGUAUUGUUGGUGGUUAUGAUGAUCUCCAAGAAGAAGGAUCAUUUGAAUUUGCCAAUAUGAAGGCUACUAGUGAUGCUGUUGAAGAAUUAGAAAGUGGUCGUCCACCAACUGAAAUGUCAAGACCAGCAACUACAUCAAGAAAUGGUUUCAUGGAAUCUCAAGGUUCCGGUAUUCAAGUUAUUAUGACGGCUAAGCUUGCAUUGGAAAUGGGUGUUCCAAUUUAUGCAAUUGUUGGUAUGACAAGUACUGCUAGUGAUAAGAUUGGUCGUUCAGUUCCUGCACCAGGUAAAGGUAUUUUAACCACUGCAAGAGAACAUCAUGGAUCAUACAAAUACCCAACACCAAUCUUGGACAUUAAAUUCCGUAAACGUCAAUUGGAAAAGAGAAUUAGAAAUAUUAAUAGAAUGUUAGAAGAAGAUCUUUUAGAUGUUGAAGAUGAAGCACUUUCAAUGGCAGAUACCGAAGAAAUAUUUAAUAAGGAAGAGUUUAUUAACGAGAGAGUGCAAGAACUUAAAACUCAAGCUAGUAAAGAAAUUCAGAAUGCUAAGAGAUAUUAUACAGUUGAUAUUUUCAAGAAUGAAAGAAUUGCACCACUUCGUGCAAGUCUUGCAGCUUUUGGAUUAACCAUUGAUGAUUUGGGUGUUGCAUCCUUCCAUGGUACAUCAACCAAAGCCAACGAUAAGAAUGAAUCCGAAACUAUUGAUAGAAUGUUGAAACAUCUUGGACGUGCCAAAGGUAAUCCAGUUAUUGGUGUUUUUCAAAAAUACCUCACUGGACAUCCAAAGGGUGCAGCUGGUGCCUGGAUGCUUAAUGGGGCCAUUCAAAUUUUGAAUUCAGGUACUGUUCCAGGCAAUAGGAAUGCAGACAAUGUUGAUAAUGUCUUACAACAAUACGACCAUAUCUUGUAUCCAUCCAAGACUCUUAAGACAGAUGGAAUUAAAGCAGUUUCAGUCACCUCAUUUGGAUUUGGACAAAAGGGAGCUCAGGCUAUUGUUAUCCAUCCAGAUUAUAUUUUUGGUGCUAUUGACGAAAAUACUUAUAAUGAUUAUGCUGUUAGAAGAGCUGCUCGUCAAAAACGUACCUACCGUUACUUACAUACAGCAUUGACCAGAAGUUCGAUGUUUGUUGCUAAGAAGCACGCACCAUUUGAUGAUGCGUUGGAACAACCAGUUUACUUGGAUCCAUUAGUCAGAGUUGAAUUAAAUGAUAAGGAAUUGAAAUACAGCGAAAAGGCUAUUCAAAAGACAUUGUUAUAUGACGAAGCUGAUAAGACCGGAAAAAUGUUAUCAUUGAUGACAAAAGGACAAAAAAAUGUUGGAGUUGAUGUUGAGUUAAUUUCUGAAAUUAAUAUUAACAAUGAAACAUUUAUUGAACGCAAUUUUACUGAAAGUGAAAUUCUUUAUUGUUCUAAUACUGCCUCACCCCAAUCCUCAUUUGCGGGCACUUGGUCAGCUAAAGAAGCUGUUUUCAAGGCAUUAGAUACAGUAUCACUUGGAGCCGGUGCACCAUUGAAGGACAUUGAAAUUAUUCGUGAUGCCAAAACUGGUGCUCCAAAGGUUCAAUUACACGGAGAUGCCGCUGAUGCUGCUAUUGAUUCUGAUAUUAGGGGAUUCCAAGUCAGUAUUAGCCACAAUGAUAUCCAAGCAGUAGCUGUUGCAUUUGCUGAAAUAUAA
Ascoidea rubescens DSM 1968 is the source of this 5622-nucleotide messenger RNA. It is a transcript of the gene FAS2, whose product is annotated as trifunctional fatty acid synthase subunit FAS2. The record is from RefSeq and is a predicted model, not a curated record. Gene Ontology annotation, biological process: long-chain fatty acid biosynthetic process. Lineage: Eukaryota; Fungi; Ascomycota; Saccharomycetes; Ascoideales; Ascoideaceae. Gene Ontology annotation, cellular component: fatty acid synthase complex. Bases 1 to 5622 code for a protein of 1873 amino acids. The transcript has 2 exons. Gene Ontology annotation, molecular function: 3-oxoacyl-[acyl-carrier-protein] synthase activity; holo-[acyl-carrier-protein] synthase activity; magnesium ion binding.